Filobasidium floriforme is the source of this 2732-nucleotide messenger RNA. RefSeq lists its product as uncharacterized. Bases 122 to 2494 code for a protein of 790 amino acids. Gene Ontology annotation, molecular function: ubiquitin protein ligase activity. Gene Ontology annotation, biological process: protein ubiquitination. The record is from RefSeq and is a predicted model, not a curated record. NCBI's taxonomy places the organism in Eukaryota, Fungi, Basidiomycota, Tremellomycetes, Filobasidiales, Filobasidiaceae. Gene Ontology annotation, cellular component: cytoplasm. The transcript is spliced from 5 exons.
CGAGACCAUAUCAUAUCGAUCAUAUCAGCUUCAACAACUACAAGCUACAAGCUGCUGGUACAGUAGCACCCAGAGAUAGAUCAGUCUCAUAGAUCUACCAAUACAACACAUCGCAUCGACCAUGGGCGACGUCGCUGCACCCUCGAGACCUGGAAGGAACAGAAGCGGAUCCAUCGGUGCUUGGUACUCGGGAAGCUACGGAAACAUCACCCGUACGACCCGACUUCGAGCCACCCCGUUCACUCCCGGUGGACUUCGUCAGAACCUUCAUAACGAUGUGACCAUCCCGCUCGACGUCAGUCAGGGUAACGCCGGAUUGGGAGGGUACGGUCGGACCACCGGCAACGACGCCGAGGGGGCGAAUAAUGCGACGGUAGGGAACGGAACCACUGCGGGCGCGCUCGAGGCGAACAGUAAAGCGCUCAAGGGGAAAGGGGGGAAGAAGGGGGAGACGCUUUUCGGACCCGAUCUGGGGUUGGAUGAGAACGAAUCUGAAGGCUGGAUCAGGGGACAAGAUCAGAAGGAGAGGGUGCCGCUGAGCGUCGUCAAGGAUUGGGUCGAGAAUGCCAAGAAGGAAGAGCAAGGAGUACAUCAGACGACCACAUUGCAAGCUCUCGUCAACCUGAAAAGACCCACGUUGACCCUCGUUCCCGUCCCCCAAGACGAGAUCGUUCCGGCCGAGACCAACUCGGACCCGACGUCUUACGACCCCGCGGCCUCUCGCGCCAGUAUCGAGCGGGCGGGAGCCAUUCGACACGUCCUGCGAUUCGCCUAUGAUUCGUCGGCGCCUCGAGUCCAGAUCAGCGUGUCGAUCCAUCCUCGGUUCAUGAAUCAUGGCAACUCGAGGGUCAUCUUUACCUGCGUCCGCGAGGGUGGAUUCGGCAAGGUCUGGGAGUUGCCUCACGAGAACGCGCUCGAUAUCGGUCAGGCCAUGGAAGACGAAAAGCGGGCGGAAGAGGAACUCUUGAGCGCUUCCAAGAAGCUCGAUGGGGACGGUUCUGAAGGGUCAGACGCGGAGGACGAUAUCAAGAAGCCCGCUCAGAUUCGACGUGAUACGGUCCAGCCGAACGCUCCGGAUGUCAGCCAGAUGUCGGCCCAGGCCAUGGUCGAGAACCAGCCUCGCUCUCGUUCGCUGUUUGAUCGACUCAGGCGCAACAGGCGAGCUGGCGAUAUCGAGCAAGGUAUCAUUGCCGAUAUCCGUCGUCAACAAGGAGGAACUGGCGAUAUUGUCGAGAUGGGACCUUUGGGUGCAAACGCUUCGGCUCAGAAUGGAGAUGCUACCGGGGGAGACAACGCCUUCAAGGACGAGGAAGGUCUUCGGGUCAUCAUCCGCCUAGACGCCCUCAAGGAGGACGACUCGCCCAUGGGCGUGACCAAUGCGCAGGCUACGCACGUCUUGCUGGCAGGAACUGUCGUAGGGGGAGCCGCGACUGCGAGCAGGCCCGCUGUGGACACGAACGGUGGACUCGCCGAAGUCCCGGAAGAAGGGCCCGAGGCGACCGAGGAGGGCGAUCAAGCGGCGACGAACGCGAUGAAGAGGAUCUGGUUUAUCAAGGUCGUCCGCCGGGAAGCUAUCAUCGGUCAUCACGCCUUUUUGCUCAAGGAGAUCUACGGUCUGGCUUCGUCCUCGCACAAUGAUGCUCCCGUCUCCACAGGAGCGGGUGUCGGCGACAAUAACCCUGCUGGCGAAGACCCUAUGGCAUCGACUCCCAACGAGUGCAUCGUCUGCUUGACCAACCCGCGAGAUGUCGUCCUGUUGCCUUGCCGACACUUGGUCGUCUGUCGGGAGUGUGCUGUGGGGAUGAUCGAGUUUGGGGCCGGCGGUAAAGUCGCUCGAAGGGAAGAAGCGAACGAGACGACGGGAGCUACAGAAGGUGGUGACAACGGCGGCGCAGAAGCUGGACCUAGCGGCGCGGUAGCUACUGGAACUACGGCGGCUGCCGCUCCUAAUACCACUACUGGAGGGCGCGAGAGGCGCAAGAAGAAGGGUAAAGGGUGGUUCUGCCCGGUCUGUCGACAACCGUACACCUCGUUGCUCCGCCUGGCCUUACCGGCGAACGAGAUGACCUCUGUCGAGAUCGACGCCGUCACUUCAGCCGCUCUCUCGCGUCAACCGUCCAUCGGUGCCGCUUCAGUCAGGUCCAUGCGACACUCGUUGCACCGAUCGUCGAGUCGUGCGACUCUGCCUGAACGAGGGGAGCGUAUGCUGGAAGACAUCGCUCGGGACAAUGACUAUGGAGAAGCCGAAGAUGAUGUAGAUGACGAUCAUCACGAGCGCCGGAUCGAGGGCGAUCGCAAGGAAGGCCAUCUGGAUGCCGGCGUCCCCCCGCAAUUCGUCCUUGGGGAAGAGCUCGACAUCACGACUCCACCUUCCGGAAUCGGUGCUGGGCAAUCACGCGAACGACCAGUCUCGCCUCCUACCGUGCAGCUGGCUCGUGCUUCUCUCGAAGGAAGACGAAGCCUAGAAGGUCGCGGCUGGAAGGAGGCGGUCUGAGAGCCUCUGACGGCUUGAACGGUUGUGUUUCAUUUGUCUCUCAUUUCCCCCUGAUCUUUGGUUCUGAACCAGGUGUAACGCUGUACGUGUUGACAAAGAGAGGUUUUCUAGCGGUUUCAGUCUGUAAUUCGGGUCGGUUCCUUUUUUGUAUGCUCUUCUGACUCGUCGUGCUUGCAAGCUAUUAUAUUACCAUCGCGAGAAGUGCUAGACGAUUCAGCUCAUCCCCACCGGCCAAAUC